AUGAUGUUGCGCUACCUGCUGAAGACCUUGCUACAGAUGAAUCUUUUUGCAGAUUCCAUCUCGGCUGAUUCCGUUAACUCCACCGAUCCGCUCUUCGCUUUCAACGGCAGCCUGUCCAGUUUCGGUGAUAACCUCACAGACAUUGGAAACCUGACUUAUGUCAACGGUUCUAGGCUCCGUCUGGAAGACUCUGCACCCCGGGUCAUUGAGCACCCUUCGGACCUGAUUGUAUCGAAAGGGGAGCCAGCCACACUAAACUGCAAAGCAGAAGGACGGCCCACCCCCAUCAUUGAAUGGUACAAGGAUGGAGAGCGAGUGGAGACAGACAAGGAUGACCCUCGCUCCCAUCGCAUGCUACUCCCCAGUGGAUCGCUCUUCUUCCUGCGCAUUGUGCACGGCCGGAGGAGCAAGCCGGAUGAAGGCGUCUACGUAUGUCUGGCCAGGAAUUACCUCGGGGAGGCGGUCAGUCGAAACGCAUCGCUGGAAGUUGCGAUCCUGCGUGAUGAUUUCCGUCAAACACCCAGUGACGUUGUGGUGGCAGCUGGAGAGCCCGCUGUGAUGGAGUGCCUCCCACCCAGAGGGCAUCCAGAACCAACUAUCUCCUGGAAGAAAAACAACAUCCUCAUUAAUGACAAGGAUGAGCGGAUCACGAUCCGGGGAGGAAAGCUGAUGAUCUCAAACACAAGGAAGACUGAUGCUGGUAUGUACGUCUGUGUGGCAACCAACAUGGUGGGCGAAAGGGACAGUGAGCCUGCAGAUUUAGUCGUAUUUGUCUGUCUUGUGCUUUUUACAGUGCCACCACAGAUCGUUGUGAGACCUCGAGAUCAGAUUGUAGCUCAGGGCCGCACCGUGACCUUCCUCUGUGAGACGAAGGGGAACCCUCCUCCCGCUGUCUUUUGGCAAAAAGAGGGAAGCCAGAUCCUGCUUUUUCCCAGCCAGCCUCAGCCUUUGGGGCGUUUCUCUGUCUCUCCGAAAGGUGAACUGACAAUUACCGAUGUGCAGUCAGGUGAUUCUGGAUAUUACAUGUGUCAGGCAAUCAGCGUUGCUGGCAGCAUCUUAUCCAAGGCCCUCCUGGAGGUAGAAGACGUCUCUUCAGAUUGGAUACCACCCAUCAUCCGUCAGGGCCCCUCUAACCAGACAUUCGCCGUUGACUCCACAGCACAGCUACAGUGUCAUGUGAUUGGGAACCCUCUUCCCAGUGUUCACUGGCUGAAAGAUGGGCAGAGGAUCCUGGGUAAUGACCCUCGCAUUAGCAUGCUGGAUAACGGGACCCUCCAAAUUACUAAUGUACAGGUAACCGAUUCUGGUAUGUACAUUUGCGUCGCCACAGGAUCAAGUGGGGAGACCACAUGGACCGGAUACCUGGAAGUGCAAGAAAACGGCAGCCCAACACGCAUCCUGUCAACAGAACCUGACCUACUGCCUGGCCCUCCAACUAAACCACUGAUCACAGAUGUCACCCGUAAUAGUGUCACCUUGUCAUGGCAACCAAGCCAGCACCUUGGAGGCUCGGCAGUCACGUCAUACAUCAUCGAAGCGUUCAGGUGGGGAAUGUGUUUGUUCACAAAGAGAGAUUUGGCUGUCACAAAACAUGACCAGAGUGACCUUGAGUUACUGUCAGACAUGGGCUGCUCUAAGAGGGAAAAUGUAAGUCCCACGGGACAGGGGGUGGACCAUCGGCAAGUACAGCGUGAGCUCGGGGAGGUGGGAUUGCAGCUGCAGCCUCCUGUCACCUUGACAUCCACAACCAUCCAGGUCACCUGGAUGGUUGAUCGCCAGGCCCAGUUUAUUCAGGGUUACCGGGUAAUGUACCGAACCAAGACUAGCGCCUGGCUUGUCCAGGAUGUGAAAUCUCCAGCCGAGCGCACAACCAUUCUUGUUGACUUGAAGAAAGGCACCGAGUAUGAAAUUAAGAUCCGUCCAUAUUUCGAUGAGUUCCAAGGAAUGGACAGUGAAUCUGUCAUCGUACGGACGCCAGAGGAAGCCCCCGCUGCUGCACCACAAGCUGUUACCAUAGCGACAAUUGGCUUGAGCAAUAGCACCAGUAUCAGUGUGUCCUGGGAGCCCCCCCCUGCUGAGGAGCAGAAUGGAAUCAUCCAGGAGUACAGGAUUUGGUGUCUGGGAAAUGAUACCCGUUUCCAUGUCAACAAGUCGAUUGAUGGGACUGUCCAUUCAACAGUGGUGCGGGGGUUGAUAGCUGGCGUGUUGUACCGUGUGGAAGUAGCAGCGGCUACCAGUGCUGGAGUUGGUGUACGAAGUCAACCUGCGACUGUCCUUAUCAGUCCACCUUCAGACCAGGAACCAGUUCCUGUUGAGGACAAUGAGAACGUCAGCCUGGCAGAGCAGAUCACAGAUGUGGUGAAACGGCCAGCAUUCAUUGCUGGCAUUGGGGGAGCAUGCUGGGUAAUCCUGAUGGGCUUCAGUGUGUGGCUGUACUGCCGCAGAAAGAAAAGGAAAGAACUCAGUCAUUUCACUGCUUCCUUUGCAUACACACCAGCAGUAGCUUUUCCACAUGCAGAGACCGCGGGCAUUGCAAGCAGCAGGCCAGGAAUGCUGAACGCAAACGUCACCAACUACCCCUGGCUGGCAGACUCGUGGCCAGCUUCCAACCUGAUGCGGAAUGGGAAUGGAAAGGAACCCACUGCCAGCUCCUGUAUGGCAAAGCAUGAAGCUACGGAGCGAUUCUACAAUGAUGCUGGCAUUUCCAAUUAUAUUGCCCAGACGGAAAAGUUUGGAACAAUGGUCUCGGAUGGCCCCAUCUACAGCACCAUUGACUCUGCCAGCGAUGAGAUGCGCACAUUCAAUGGGGCCUUCCCACCUCAGCAGACCACACUUUAUGCCAGCACACCUGUGGUGCCACUUGGAGUUCAGAACCAAUACACAGUCGACCCUGUCAAUGGGCACUGGGGCCUACAGCCUGGACCCUCCAAUGCCCAGUACUCACAGCCUGAACGUGGGAAGUCAGAAGCUGGUGGGAAAUCUGGGAAGCAGAAAUUAAAUGCCAAGCCGGUGAAAGCUCCACCCAUGAACUGGACAGAUUUACUCCCACCACCUCCACCCAGUGUUGACAUUGAUUCAUAUGAGGAUGAAGAAGAGUUGGACCCUAGCAUUGAUGAGUGGUGCCCCCCGCUCCCUGAAAGGACCUAUUUAGUGGAAGGCUGCCAUGAUGAUGAAGGCCCACCCCCCCCACCUCGUGGAGAGGCAUCAUCUCCGGCUACUUCAUAUGGGCAGCAAUCCACCGCAACACUGACACCCUCACCUCGGGAAGAGGCACGUUCAACCGGCCACAGUGCCACUGAGGACAUCCCAAGGCUGCAUCAGUUUGAGAUACCACAUUUACCCCGGCGACUCCCAGUUGGACCAGUCCCUCUGCCUAGACCACCAACUCCUCCACCAUCACAGAACAGCCAAAACAUGAAUGGUUCUGAAGACACUAUUGUAGAAUCUGCUGCUCCCCAUCGGCAUGGACACAGACGCAACCUGAGCCAGACACCAGCAAUAAGCAAUGAGAAUGUCAGUGUACCUGGAACAGGAAAGACGAGACACACUCCGGUGAUGGGGAAUAGCAGCAUGAACACUCCACCCAGCCAGAAAGCCCGGUCCAAAAAGAAAGCCAAGCCGAAUCAGUAUCGCCGUGAUCUCUCUCAGGGGGACCUGCCACCACCACCUGAACCUCCCCCGGCUGAUGGAAUUGUGGAGACACCUUACCUACAGCCCACUGGACUGGAGAGCAGCCUGACCUCACUGGACCAUGAUGGCAGUGCCUCAUCCACAGAGAGGAGGCCAUCAGCCGACCAGCGAACAGAGAGUGCACAUUCUCACAACAGAGCAGCUUCGGCACGGCACAAACAUGAGGAUGACUUGAUACCAUACAAUAAACCCAACUUCCUGCAACGGGGUCAAAUGUCGAGUAAUUGCUCCACAACGGGAAGUUCAUCAUCCAGAGGUUCAACAGGGUCACGGGGUCAUGUAGCAGGACGAGGCAGGGGAGCUGGUGUAGACCGUAGUGAGGAGAAGAGAUGAACGGAAGACAGGAGUGUGGAGAAGAACCAGGCGGUAGGUGAGGCAUCUGACAGAGGCACCACCCACUCUCCUCUCACUCAGCCUUGUACAGAAUGAUUUGCCUUGUACGAAAAGAUUAAAAUUUCAAAAAAAUUGAGAAAGAAAAGUUUUACGUUUAAUUUAUGACAUGUCGCUGGACAUCAGGAAAAUCCAUGUUAACUUUGUAAAUAAUUGGGAAUAAUUUUGUUUUUGUUUGUUUCUAAGCAUUUCCUGGCCUUCUGGUGAACGUAUUUAUAAAUGAUAAAAAAAAUGUUGGAUAUUAUAAGGUUAUUGUCUGAAUGUGCCAAUCUUUUUCAAUAGCAAGUAUGCGUCUAACAGACUGAACUAAAUAUAUAUAUAUUUGCACUCUGUAAAACAAGCACAACGCAUUCUGGAUUUGCCCAUCAGAUCCCCUAGGCCGCAGGGCAGCCAUCUUGGAAAAUACUACUGCGCUUCCUCUGAUUGGACAGAGUAACCGCUGCCUGUACGUCAUAUGAAUGUUACUGUCUGUGCGCCAAGAUGAUGUUUCGAUAGUGGACUGCAAUGCUGAAGUGAAUAUGCGUUGGAACAAGCUGUUAGUUAGUGCCCACUCCGUGAGAAACGUUCUGUUUUGAAGAGAAGGCAUGAUGGAAGGGUGGCUGCUGGUAUAAAGUUUUAAUGAGAUUGAAUGUAGCCUGAUAUUUUGUUGUAUUAAAAACAUUUCAUACAAAUGUU
Messenger RNA from Rhincodon typus (whale shark), 4755 nucleotides. It is a transcript of the gene robo3, whose product is annotated as roundabout, axon guidance receptor, homolog 3 (Drosophila). Bases 1 to 4023 code for a protein of 1340 amino acids. Gene Ontology annotation, cellular component: plasma membrane; axon. Gene Ontology annotation, molecular function: protein binding. NCBI's taxonomy places the organism in Eukaryota, Metazoa, Chordata, Chondrichthyes, Orectolobiformes, Rhincodontidae. Gene Ontology annotation, biological process: cell-cell adhesion; axon guidance. The transcript has 26 exons. The record is from RefSeq and is a predicted model, not a curated record.